CCAAGCUACAGGCUGGCUCCUCAGAAGGGCCAUGGAAGAAAAACGGACAGCUUCCGGUGGUCCGUGCAGCUGCGUGGGCCUUACUCUGGACACAGAGCAGGGCAUUAUUUUGUCCUCUGUCAGAUACUCCCACGCAGGAAAAGGAAGCACCUUCUGUCAGAUGCUGUGGCCACUUCCUCUUCAGAGGCCCCAGCCAAUCUCCGCUUUGCAGCUCACAGGGCCGGAGGCAGCUGGACUGCAGGCGCUGGUCGAUUGCACUCCUUUCAGGAGGAGGGCCCCCCCGCUCCUCUCUGGGGUGUGGGGGACAGCAGGGCUUCCUCUCAGCCCCCCUACCCCACCCCGCUCUUGACUCCCUGCUUCAUGUCCCUCAGUCAGCCCGCCUGUCUGUUCCUCUCUAUAGCUCGGUCAAGGAGCGUGAUGACUGGGGAGCAGAUGGCGGCCUUUCAUCCACCAAGCACCCCCAACCCCCUGGAAAGGCCGAUUAAGAUGGGCUGGCUGAAGAAGCAGAGGUCCAUCGUGAAAAACUGGCAGCAGCGGUACUUCGUGCUGAGGGCUCAGCAGCUCUACUACUACAAGGACGAAGAGGACUCCAAGCCGCAGGGCUCCAUGUAUCUGCCAGGCAGUACAGUCAAAGAAAUCGCCACAAACCCCGAAGAAGCUGGCAAAUUUGUCUUCGAAGUUAUUCCAGCCUCAUGUGACCAGAACCGCAUAGGACAAGACUCCUACAUCCUCAUGGCCAGCUCUCAGGUAGAGAUGGAGGAGUGGGUUAAGUUCCUCAGGAGAGUGGCCGGCACGCCCUCUGGAGCGGUGUUUGGCCAGCGCCUGGAUGAGACUGUAGCCUACGAGCAGAAGUUUGGUCCUCACCCGGUGCCCAUCCUGGUGGAGAAGUGUGCAGAGUUCAUCCUGGAGCACGGUGUGAGUGAAGAGGGCAUCUUCCGCCUGCCUGGGCAGGACAACUUAGUGAAGCAGCUGAGAGAUGCAUUCGAUGCAGGGGAACGGCCUUCUUUUGACAGGGACACAGAUGUGCACACGGUUGCCUCUCUAUUGAAGCUCUACCUCCGAGACCUCCCGGAGCCUGUGGUUCCCUGGAGCCAGUAUGAAGGGUUCCUGCUCUGUGGGCAGCUCAUGAACGCGGAUGAGGCAAAGGCUCAGCAGGAACUGGUGAAGCAGCUGUCCAUCCUUCCUCGGGACAACUACAGCCUCCUGAGCUACAUCUGCAGAUUUCUGCAUGAAAUCCAGCUGAACUGUGCCGUCAACAAGAUGAGUGUGGACAACCUGGCCACUGUGAUUGGAGUGAACCUCAUCAGGUCGAAGGUUGAAGACCCAGCUGUGAUCAUGAAAGGGACUCCUCAGAUCCAAAGAGUGAUGACCAUGAUGAUCAGAGACCACGAGGUCCUCUUUCCCAAGUCUAAGGAUGCACCACUGUCACCCCCUGCCCAGAAGAACAACGCCAAGAAGGCUCCAGUGCCCCGGAGCUCUGUGGGAUGGGAUGCCACAGAAGACCCACCACUCUCCAGGACAGACAGCUUCAAUAACACAGCAGGUAGUCCUGAUGCCACCAGCCCCACUGGACCACAGCCAGGUGAGCAGCAUCAGGAGGACAAUGAGAAAGCCCCCAGGGAAAACCCAGGAGACUGGAAGGUGCAAUCCCGCAAAAGGACUCAAACGCUCCCCAACCGCAAGUGUUUCCUGACGUCAGCAUUCCAAGGCACCACUAGCAGCAAACUGGAAAUCUUUAAAAAUGAGUUCUGGUCUCCAUCUACAGAGGCGAAGACAGGGGAAGGGCACAGGAGAACUAUGUCUCAAGACCUGCGCCACCUUUCCAAUGACCAGCGGACUUCUACCUACGAUAAUGUCCCUGCCCCACUAGGGUCCCCAGGGAACCCAGGAGGUACACUCUCUCCUCCUGCCUGUGACUCCAAGAGAGAUGCUCUUGUCAGCACAGACUCUGAAAUGGGGUCUGGAAGCAAGAACUCUGGAGAGGACGACCUCGACUCUUUGCAGAGGAUGGUCCAGCACCUGCAAAAGGAAAUCGAAACCCAGAAGCACAUGUAUGAGGAACAGAUUAAAAACCUGGAGAAGGAAAAUUACGAUGUCUGGGCUAAGGUGGUAAGGCUCAAUGAAGAGCUGGAGGGGGAGAGGAAGAAGUUCGCAGCCCUGGAAAUCAGCCUUCGAAAUGUGGAGCGCUCCAGGGAGGACGUUGAGAGGAGGAACAAGGUCUUGGAAGAAGAAGUCAAGGAGUUUGUGAAGUCAAUGAAGAAGCCCGAGACAAAGACCGAGGCUUGAGGCUCUUAGGUGUGUGGUGGGGACAGUCAACUCUA
Molecule: messenger RNA, 2321 nt
Organism: Peromyscus eremicus (cactus mouse)
Lineage: Eukaryota; Metazoa; Chordata; Mammalia; Rodentia; Cricetidae
Gene: Arhgap25
Product: Rho GTPase activating protein 25
Exons: 10
Coding region: 361-2286 (641 amino acids)
Biological process (GO): signal transduction; phagocytosis, engulfment; negative regulation of small GTPase mediated signal transduction
Cellular component (GO): phagocytic cup
Molecular function (GO): GTPase activator activity
Source: RefSeq, a predicted model, not a curated record